This is a messenger RNA of Coccinella septempunctata (seven-spotted ladybird), 1401 nucleotides long. RefSeq lists its product as uncharacterized. The transcript has 5 exons. NCBI's taxonomy places the organism in Eukaryota, Metazoa, Arthropoda, Insecta, Coleoptera, Coccinellidae. The coding region runs from base 881 to 1273 and encodes 130 amino acids. The record is from RefSeq and is a predicted model, not a curated record.
AAAAAAAAAUGACAAUAUAUAAAUAAUAAAAUAUACAAUUUUUCGACUCAGUUUCGACCCUAUUUAAAUUGUUGGGCAGUUUAUGAGAAAAGUCAACUUUCUAACCAGAAUUGCCGAUAAUCUUUCCGACAACAAAGCCAACUUGCUACCUCAGUUCCCAUUGAGAAAAUACCCAAAAUCGAAAAUAGACCGGGACGACCGUAAAGUCCUGCCUGUAAACCGGAGAGGUUUAUAACCCAAUAUUAACUGUCUCCGAAUCAUAAUUUAUGUUAAUGGCCCCCUCGUACCCAACAACUGCUCCAGCCCGUUCGUUCGGCCAAGGGAAGACUGCCAGCCAGGCGACAGUUGGUAACGAAACGUGGAGCAAACUGGAAGUGUCCUGUGCCGCCUCUAAUUCUACCGCCUCGUCACGUUGGUACCACUGAACAAGUUUCACCAAUUACCAAUUUGAAUGUUGUCAUUGUACUUCCGGACUGUCAAACCGAUGGCAAUUAAAUUGGCAACAUUGUAAAUUCAUUAGGGCAACAAGAUGAACGAACCUCCUUUUGGUAUUUCCUCUGAUGGCCAGACGGGCCAAACCAGUUUUUGAGUGAUUUGUGUGUCGACCGUAGAGGAAUGUAGGACCACUGCUAUAACGUCAGGAUGGCGAUCGAAAAUUGAGAGCCCGAAGAGCGAUACCUUUCUGUAAAUUACCAUUACGCCGGGAAACUCGGCAGAACAAGGAGGAGAGAUGUGUAGGGAAUGAAAAGACAGCGGAGUUGGCGUGUCGAAAUCUGCACGACAAAGAAGGCAGCGACUACGGCGUGUGGUGGAAGGCUGGAAGGCAGUUUGCGAGCUGGAAGAUUUCAGUGUGACGGGAGAUAACGGAGAUGGCGGAAAUAUGGCGGUCAGGGGGAUGAGGACAGGGUGGGAUUCAGUCUCUUCCGAGGGUGGCGCGAGCAGAGUUCGCCCCUGUCCGGAGGCAUCACAACAUUUGGUCCUGCCAGAUCCGCUGCUAAAGAGUAAGAAUGCGCAAGGACCCCGAAUGCGCGGGAAAACUGGGCGUGAAAGCGAUCGAUCGAGCAUCAGGAGGGCUUUGAAAGCAAGCCGGCGGUUCCCCUUGCCAGGCAACGUAGCAACCAUCAUGUCACCGCUGAUAUCACAGCCGCCUCUGCGAGAGUCGACAUCGCUUCUGUCAACAAGAUGCGCGGCAGUGCUAAAAAGUGCGAAAGGAAGCCUUGCAAGAUCCGUCCAGGCGGCUUUGCCUCGUUUCAGGUGGUUCAAAGGAGAAUGAAUCUGAAAAAUAAGGAUCAGAAGCUCAACUUUGCAAAUCUGGAUACACUUACAAUAAAGCCAAAGAAGAAAAAUGACUUUCGAACAUUUUCACCACAUUGGAACAAAAAAGGUAUACUUGUUUUUUAC